Echinops telfairi (small Madagascar hedgehog) is the source of this 3269-nucleotide messenger RNA. It is a transcript of the gene EEPD1, whose product is annotated as endonuclease/exonuclease/phosphatase family domain containing 1. Gene Ontology annotation, molecular function: catalytic activity; DNA binding. The record is from RefSeq and is a predicted model, not a curated record. The coding region runs from base 519 to 2228 and encodes 569 amino acids. Gene Ontology annotation, cellular component: plasma membrane. Lineage: Eukaryota; Metazoa; Chordata; Mammalia; Afrosoricida; Tenrecidae. Gene Ontology annotation, biological process: DNA repair. The transcript is spliced from 7 exons.
CCUAACCUGCUGGUGACGCUGAGUGCUGGGCGCAGAGGUGGGGUGAGCCCUCCUUUGACGGAGCCCGGGCUGGGAAGAUCCUAGCGGCGAGAUGACACCAGCCCCGCCGGGAGUUGACAGGAGAGUUGGAGAGACGUGGGGCUAAGGUGUGAUGCGUCUCUUUCCAAGGGUCUGCCUCCUAGCCUCUUUGGACCCCGAUGGGAUAAAGCCAGGAUCCCUCACCCCCGAAGGAAAACUCACAUGGGUCAGCUUCGUUGCGCGUGCAUUUUCAGGGGUUCAGGGACAGCCCCCAGCUCAGGAACCCUGGUUAUAAAACACCAGCUCUAGAUGAAGAUGCGCUAAUGCAAAUUGAUUAACGGAGUCGAUGUGUGGGCUCUUUAAUUUGUUUUUUCAGGUGGUCCUUUUUGACACUGGGCAUGAACGCUCUGGUACUUACCUUUGGAAGCCCUUGAAGCUCCUGCAUCGGGCAUCUUUGCUUCUUGACAGUGUGCGGAGUUCUGCAGAGGCCAGGCUGGGUCAUGGGGAGCACUCUGGGAUGCCACCGCUCCAUCCCCAGGGACCCCUCCGACUUGUCCCACAGCCGCAAGUUCAGUGCGGCCUGCAACUUCAGCAACAUCCUGGUGAACCAGGAGCGGCUCAACAUCAACACGGCCACGGAGGAGGAGCUGAUGACCCUGCCUGGGGUGACCCGUGUGGUGGCUCGCAGCAUCGUGGAGUACCGCGAGUACAUUGGAGGCUUCAAGAAGGUGGAGGACCUGGCCUUGGUCAGUGGGGUGGGCGCCACCAAGCUGGAGCAGGUCAAGUUUGAGAUCUGUGUGAGCAGCAAGGGCAGCUCCGCGCAGCACUCGCCCAGUUCCCUGCGGCGAGACCUGCUGGUUGAGCAGCAGCCUCACCACCUGGCCACUACGGUGCCCCUCACCCCACGGGUCAACAUCAACACCGCCACCCCCGCUCAGCUCAUGAGUGUACGCGGCCUCACGGAGAAGAUGGCGCUGGGCAUUGUGGACUACCGCCGCGAUCACGGGCCCUUUCGCAGCGUGGAGGACCUGGUGAGGAUGGACGGUAUCAACGCAGCCUUCCUGGACAAGAUACGGCACCAGGUGUUUGCCGAGAGAUCCAGACCCCUGUCCACCCACACCAACGGGGGCCUGACCUUCAUGGCCAAGCCCCACCCCAGCCCCACCUCCCUGAGCCUGCAGAGCGAAGACCUGGACUUGCCGCCUGGGGGCCCCACGCAGAUUAUCUCCACGCGGCCGUCGGUGGAGGCUUUCGGAGGCACGAGGGAUGGGCGGCCUGUGCUGAGGCUGGCCACUUGGAACUUGCAGAGCUGCUCCGUGGAGAAGGCCAAUAACCCAGGGGUACGAGAGGUGGUGUGCAUGACACUCCUGGAAAACAGCAUCAAGCUUCUAGCCGUGCAAGAGCUGCUUGACAGAGAGGCCUUGGACAAGUUCUGUUCAGAGCUCAACCAGCCAGUCCUGCCCAACAUCCGCAAGUGGAAGGGGCCCCGGGGAUGCUGGAAGGCCGUUGUUGCUGAGAAGCCCUCUAGUCGGCUCCAGAAGGGCGUGGGCUACGCAGGCUUCCUGUGGGACUCUGCCAUCGGGAUGGAGCUGAAAGACACCCCCUUGCAGGACAGCACGCCGGGCAAUGGGCAUGGACAGUCCACGCAUCCCAGCCCUUACCUCGCCCACUUCAAGGUGGGAAGUAAUGACUUGACCCUUGUUAACCUCCACCUGGCAGCCCCGACCCUCCCGGGGGCAGAGAAUCCAAGCAAGAGUCCCAGGGAGGGCCUCCGCCUGGCCGGCUUGGCACAGACCCUGCAGGAGACCCUGAAAGGAGAAAAGGACGUCAUUAUGUUAGGAGAUUUUGGUCAGGGGCCAGAGAGCGGCGACUAUGAUAUCUUGAGGAAAGAGAAAUUCCACCACCUGGUCCCUGCACACACCUUCACCAACAUCAGUACCAAGAAUCCACAAGGCUCCAAGUCUCUGGACAACAUCUGGAUCAGUAAGAACUUAAAGAAGGUUUUCACAGGUCACUGGGCUGUAGUGAGAGAAGGCCUCACCAACCCCUGGAUUCCCGACCACUGGUCUUGGGGCGGCGUGGCUUCGGAACACUGCCCCGUGCUGGCUGAGUUUUACAUGGAGCGGGCCUGGAGCAAGAAGGAAGGGCCUCGGAACAGCAAUGGGGUCGCCUUGGAGCCCAGCGAAGCCCACAUCAAGCAUGAGCGGUGAUGAGACCCCAUGGAUGUCUCUGGCCCUGGGGCUCAGGAGUCAGCUUGUGGGCAAGGACUCAGCGGUGAGCCAGGCUGCCCUUCCGCCCUCCUGCAAAGAAGAGUGUCGGUUCCCAGGCCUGGCCUGCCCACCCACCCUCCUAAGGAGCAGGGGUGUGAGGACAGGGUGUGAGGGCUACUCCCUGUGCCCGAAGAUGAGCUCAGAGCCCCUCAUGGAGGAGGGAAGGGGCUUUUCUGUUGCAUGGAUGCGUUAGCCUCAGCAGUCACGCUGGCCUGCCUGUGGCCACCGGGUGGCAGCACUUCUCUCGCCCCUGGGAGACAGCGGUGUGGCGGCCAGAGGCUGAAGAGUGGAGCAGAGUGUGGGAUCUGGAGCCUGGGCCCGUCAGGACCACGCAGCUCUGACCCCAGCCUGUGACGUCCUUGGCGCCCCUUCCUUACAGCGUCAGAACUAUGCCUGGGCACUCUGCAGAUGUCCUCCACGGGGGUUUUCAGUGUUGCUUUGAAAAAGAAAUCCGAGAUCCAUCUGCCUGACUGUCCUGAGAACUGGUGCCCAGUCCCCCACAGGGGCUCACAGGCCCUCUCUGUACCUCCUGUGGAGGGCUUCUUGCAUGUGUGUGCCCCGCCCAGACCCCCCUCUGCUGUGAUCUUUCUAAGUGGUGAGCAGAGGCUCUGGGGCUGUGAGCUGUGAUCUCCGCCUGCCUGCCGAGAAGGCCGUGGGAAUGAGGCCGUUUCUUCCCCCAUCUCCACCCGGUGCUGCAUCAGAGUCAGAGCCCAGAAUGCCUGGGGGUGGCUCUGAGAAGUGUGCAUUGGCCGGGAUACCAGAGGACGCCAAGCCUGGGUCCCUCUCUGUGGCUAGGGGCCCAUGUCCCCUGCCAUUAACUAGGGCUGGGUUCCCAGGUACCUUAUCAUACUCUCCCUCCCCAUAGAGCAGCCCAUGAGACCAAGAUUUUGAUGCCCAUACCACAGCUGGAUACACUGAGGCUGAGCAAUCUUAACCUCAUGAAGGUCACACGCCAAUAAAGCAAACAGACUGGGAUCCACA